This is a messenger RNA of Gasterosteus aculeatus aculeatus (three-spined stickleback), 1870 nucleotides long. RefSeq lists its product as uncharacterized. Gene Ontology annotation, biological process: response to bacterium. Lineage: Eukaryota; Metazoa; Chordata; Actinopteri; Perciformes; Gasterosteidae. The record is from RefSeq and is a predicted model, not a curated record.
CCUCAUGUAACAUUAACCAUCAUGGUUUCAUGUGGUCCAAAAUCAACCAUCCGGAAGAAGCUUCAGCAACAUACAUCUGAAUACUUCUAUGAUUCUGAAAUACAUCAUAAAACAUCUGUAGCUGUUUGGGGACCUCAGGAGAGCGUGUUCCUCUGGGUUCGGCCCGUGGGGGUUUAGAUCUGGACUCUGAUGUUUGGUCUUUGCAGGUUUGUCUCUGAGGAAACAAGGAAGCACCGUUUCUAUUCUUCAAAAACAAAAUAUCACAUCUGCUUUUGAGGAAGAAUUCAGUUGCAGUGCAAGAGAAGAGGGGGCUUCACCACCAUGAUGGGAGGACUCGCUCUUCUGCUUCUUUUAGGAACACUGUACCCGAUUGAAGCUGCAGAGGUUCAACAGGUCUCUUUGAUGGAGGCUGAACUUGGUGGAAAUGUUACGUUUCAGUGUCCAGUUUCUGAGAAGGAAAAAAAUAUAUUGUACUGGUACAAGCAGCCUCUUGGAUGUACGAUCCAAACUGUUGCUACAAGAUUUUUCACCAAACAAACAUUUCGUCCACAAUUUAACAACUCACGUUUCAGAGUCACUCAGGAUUCUUUGACCAUCAUGAAUAUCAGCAAAGAGGACGAAGCGACUUACUUCUGUUUCACUGGAUCACAAUUUUCACAUCGUUUUGUUGAUGGCACCUUCUUGGCUGUGAAAGAUGGAAGUCUGCAGAAAUCCUUCCACGUGGAACAAAGUCCGGAGGCUGAGUCCGUCCUGCCGGGCGACUCGGUGACCCUCCAGUGUUCUCUUGUCUCCAGGGACAAAGAGGACGGGGUCCAGUGUCCACACGGACACAGGGUGUUCUGGUUCAGAUCAGGAGGAUCCCAUCCAGGCUUGAUGUACACUCAGGAUACACAACCGGGGAACACAAGUUGUGUCUAUCGUCUGGCCAAAAGGAUCCGGAACUCCUCUGAUGUUGGGACUUACCGCUGUGCCGUGGCCUCAUGCGGACAGAUCCUGUUUGGUGGAGGAACCAAAGUGGACACAAACGGGUUCUGGUCCUUUGGUGACGUAUUUCUGGGUUCUGUCGUGGUUCUUAGUUUGAAUGUUGCAGCCGUUCUCAUUUACGUCAUCAAGACAAAUAAGUGUGAUUAUUGCAAUAAUGAAGCGGCUGCUUCUCUGCUAGAAAAUGUUGCAAAGGGGAAUUUCAAGAGGAAUGAAGACGCGUGGACUUAUUCUACUGCCGUCUUCACCGUGAUGAAGUCAGGUGGAAGGAGGCGCUCAGAGGGAGCGCAGAGGGAGAACAUCCACGCUGCUGCCAAGGCCUCCGGGUCGGAUUAGCAUGUUUCCUGGACUCAGUGAGAUCAGCUGGUAGCGUGUGUGAUGGAAGUCCAAAGGCUGUUGUAUGUGGCCGAGAGGCCGUGAUGACAUGUGAUGUGUUCUGCUCACCGCUUUGGGACUAAUAGAGGAUUACCUCAUGCUUCCAUGUAGCACUAGUUGCUUUGUGUUACACUAUGAUGCAAAGAUUAAUCUCAGACGCUGUUACACUGACUUUACUCUCACAGCCUCUUUCUGUCUGCCACCGUGUGCAAAGGCCACAUUUAGAGAGCCUGUAGGAGGCACCAAGUGUGCGUUUUAAAGAGAACCAUCUGCAUUGUCACCAUUUCUAUGCUCCAUAUUUUGAUGUAAACUUACAGCUGCAUUAGAUGUUGGACCCCUUUAAUGCAAAAUAUAUAUAAAGGAUUAAGUUAUCCAUUUCUGCAUAAUGCUCUCUGGCUAAUUAACUAGUCGUACCACAGUGGCUGUUGAAAGGUUCUCUCCUGCUUCUCAUUAAGCUGUUCUCACUCAAAGUUAAUCAACAAAUGGGAUUAAAGUUGUGCUUCUAAACUGGAAA